This is a messenger RNA of Cyprinodon tularosa, 1486 nucleotides long. It is a transcript of the gene drd4-rs, whose product is annotated as dopamine receptor D4 related sequence. Gene Ontology annotation, biological process: adenylate cyclase-inhibiting dopamine receptor signaling pathway; adenylate cyclase-activating adrenergic receptor signaling pathway. Gene Ontology annotation, cellular component: plasma membrane. Lineage: Eukaryota; Metazoa; Chordata; Actinopteri; Cyprinodontiformes; Cyprinodontidae. The record is from RefSeq and is a predicted model, not a curated record. Gene Ontology annotation, molecular function: dopamine neurotransmitter receptor activity, coupled via Gi/Go; G protein-coupled receptor activity. The annotation marks the transcript as partial. The transcript is spliced from 2 exons.
GUACAUCGCAGUGGUGGUGCCCCUGAGAUAUAACCGAAACCAGUUCAGUGUUCGACAACUGGCCCUGAUCACUGCAACCUGGGUGCUGUCCCUGGGUGUGGCGAGUCCUGUCAUCUUUGGUCUGAACCAGGUGCCAAACCGGGACCCAACGGUGUGCAAACUGGAGGAUGAUCGCUUUGUGGUGUACUCAUCCAUCUGCUCGUUCUUCGUGCCUUGUCCUGUCAUGCUCUUCCUCUAUUACUGGAUGUUCCGCGGUCUGCGGCGUUGGAGCAGUCGUAGCCGGCUGCGGUCUCACCGGGUUGGUCGAAGAGGUCUCUCUUUGCAUCUAGGCUCAGCUCUGCGUAGAGCAAAAGAUGCAAGUACUGACAGCGGAGGGAAGGUUGUAUUCACAGUGUCACCUUUAAGCCCCACCUCUCCGUCCACAUUCCCCACGACAGCACCUGGUGCAGCCCCCCUUACAGAGCGAAACCAGGACGGGACAGCAAUGGCAGCUGAUAGCGACCCAAUGACCACUCAGAUGGACAGCGCCUCGAAUGGCGAGAACACAGGGGCCAGGGAGGGAAGCAGCCGUAGAGAGAACGGCCGGAAAAGGAGCACCAUUAAGAGGGGACGAAGGACUAGCAAGACCAGCAGGGUCAGUGGGAGGGAACGCAAGGCCAUGAGGGUCCUACCAGUCGUUGUUGGUGUCUUCCUGGCCUGCUGGACGCCCUUCUUCACAGUCCACGUCACCAAGGUGUUGUGCCGCUCCUGUGACAUUGGUCCCACCCUCAUUUCUGUGGUCACAUGGCUGGGUUAUGUAAACAGCGCCGUUAACCCCAUCAUCUACACAGUCUUCAACACGGAGUUCAGGAACGUCUUUCACAAGCUGCUCUGCUGCCGGACAUGACCCUGGAAAGCUCCGGAAGUCUUCUUCAUCAAGUCUUACUCCUCUAUACUCAGACUGUCUCUCAUUUUAGCGCAUUAGUAUGUUUCUUAGAGCAGAGGCAUCAAAUACCUGACAGAUGUUUAAUGAUAUCUGAUUAGAUUAGAGGUAAAGUGCUUACAUGUCAGUGUAGAUGUGUUUGGUUCUUCUCACUUUGGUUAAUGUUCUUGAGACACAAAUGAGGAAAACAGAUCAGACAGAAAUUGGAAUGUUUAACAAAGCUGCUGAGAUUUGUAGCUUUCAAAUCUGUGAAUCAUGAAAUCUAGCUGGAUGCAGACAAAUAAAACAAUAGGAGAGAAGGAUGAAACUGGCUUAUGGCUCCUUGUCCGCUGGGUCUCAGGAGGCGGCCCUGUUGGUAACGAGAAAACUAACGCACAAGCUCCAAUACCAGAGUCUCACAUGGAGAUAUACAUUGGUCCUCAUGAGGUUAGAGAGAAGAUGAGCAAAAACUCCAAUACUUUCAACUGUCUUGUGCUGGUGAAGAUUCUCAGUCAUCCAGGUCAUAGUCAUUCCAAAAAAGCUAAAAAAAUAAUCUACUGGACUUUGUUUCCAAGUUUGAAGGCA